Platichthys flesus (European flounder) is the source of this 2360-nucleotide messenger RNA. Its product is annotated as heat shock 70 kDa protein-like. Gene Ontology annotation, molecular function: misfolded protein binding; ATP hydrolysis activity; ubiquitin protein ligase binding. Lineage: Eukaryota; Metazoa; Chordata; Actinopteri; Pleuronectiformes; Pleuronectidae. The transcript has 2 exons. The coding region runs from base 127 to 2049 and encodes 640 amino acids. Gene Ontology annotation, cellular component: blood microparticle; cytoplasm; vesicle. The record is from RefSeq and is a predicted model, not a curated record. Gene Ontology annotation, biological process: protein refolding; cellular response to unfolded protein.
UGAGAGCAGGCAUGAGUUUGAGACACUGAACAAGAAGCCGACACAAGACGGAGUCUGCUGAGAUCUUUCAACGUCUAGGAGCGACACAGAACUUCUCUCUGAAAGACCUUUAAAGGAGCAAGCAGGAUGUCUUCAGCGAAGGGAAUAUCCAUUGGCAUUGAUUUGGGAACCACUUAUUCUUGCGUUGCGGUUUUCCAACAUGGCAAAGUGGAGAUCAUCGCCAACGACCAGGGCAACAGGACAACUCCCAGCUAUGUGGCCUUUAGCGACACAGAGAGGCUCAUUGGAGAUCCUGCAAAGAACCAGGUCGCCAUGAACCCCACCAAUACAAUAUUUGAUGCCAAGCGACUAAUCGGAAGAAAGUUUAAUGACUCCAUCGUCCAGUCCGACAUGAAACUUUGGCCUUUCAAGGUGAUCGAUGAUAACGGAAAGCCCAAAGUUCAGGUGGAGUAUAAAGGUGAAACCAAAAACUUCUACCCCGAGGAAAUCUCGUCAAUGGUCUUGGUUAAAAUGAAGGAGAUAGCCGAGGCCUACCUGGGACAAAAGGUUUCAAAUGCAGUCAUCACAGUGCCAGCUUAUUUCAAUGAUUCUCAGAGGCAAGCCACUAAGGAUGCUGGAGUGAUCUCUGGUCUGAAUGUUCUGAGGAUCAUCAACGAGCCCACAGCAGCAGCGAUUGCCUACGGCUUGGAUAAAGGUAAAAGAGGAGAGCGCAACGUGCUCAUCUUUGAUCUCGGUGGAGGCACCUUCGACGUGUCCAUCCUGACCAUUGAAGAUGGCAUCUUUGAGGUAAAAGCCACUGCAGGAGACACACACCUUGGUGGAGAAGACUUUGACAAUCGGAUGGUCAGUCACUUCCUUGAGGAAUUUAAAAGAAAGUACAAGAAAGACAUUAGCCAAAAUAAGAGAGCAGUUAGGAGACUGCGCACCGCUUGUGAGAGAGCGAAGAGAACCCUGUCCUCAAGCACCCAGGCUAGCAUUGAAAUCGACUCUUUGUUUGAGGGCAUCGACUUCUACACCUCCAUCACAAGGGCACGCUUUGAGGAGCUCAACUCAGAGCUCUUCAGGGGAACACUGGAGCCAGUGGAGAAAGCCCUACAAGAUUCUAAGAUGGAUAAGUCCAAGAUCCAUGAAAUCGUCCUGGUUGGUGGCUCCACAAGAAUUCCCAAAAUCCAGAAGUUCUUGCAAGAUUUCUUUAAUGGCCGAGAAUUGAACAAGAGUAUCAACCCAGAUGAAGCAGUGGCUUAUGGUGCAGCAGUCCAGGCUGCCAUCCUCAUGGGUGACACUUCGGAGAACGUCCAAGAUCUGCUGCUGCUGGACGUGGCUCCCCUGUCUCUGGGUAUUGAGACUGCUGGUGGAGUCAUGACUCCGCUAAUCAAACGCAACACCACUAUUCCCAGCAAGCAAACCCAGAUCUUCUCCACCUACGCUGAUAACCAGCCUGGUGUGCUAAUUCAGGUAUAUGAGGGGGAGAGAGCCAUGACCAAGGACAAUAACCUCCUGGGCAAGUUUGAGCUCGCUGGUAUCCCUCCUGCCCCCCGAGGUGUACCACAGGUGGAGGUAACUUUCGACAUUGAUGCCAACGGCAUUCUGAACGUAUCCGCCGUCGACAAAAGCACCGGCAAAGAAAACAAAAUCACCAUCACCAAUGACAAGGGCCGCCUCAGCAAACAGGAGAUUGAGCAGAUGGUACAGGAUGCUGAAAAGUACAAGGCUGAUGACGACCUGAAGAGGGACACGAUUUCAGCAAGGAACUCACUGGAGUCUUACGUAUUCAACAUGAAGAGCAGUGUCGAGGAUGACAGUAUGAAAGGAAAGAUUCAGGAGGAGGAUAAAAAAGUUGUCAUUGACAAGUGCAACCAGACAAUUUCCUGGCUGGAAAACAACCAGCUGGCAGAGAAGGACGAGUAUGAGCACCAGCAGAAAGAACUAGAGAAGGUGUGCAAUCCCAUUGUGACAAAGCUGUACCAGGGAGCGGCACCACCACCAGGAUGCAGCAGCGGCUAUGCAGGAGGCAACGCUCAGGGUCCCACUAUUGAGGAGGUGGACUAAUAUCAUGAAUGUCAGUAUUUUGUUUGCAGGAAUAUGUCAACCUAGUCACAGUUGUUUUUUUGCACAUCUAUUGUUAUUUAAUUGUUAUUAUUAUUUGCUAAUAAUGAUACAAAUAUUUUAUAUGGCUGUGAUGUUUGAACAUUAAACUGGGAAUUUUCCUCCUAGUCAGUAAGUAGGUGUAGCUAAAAUUGACCACAAUUAGCCCUCAAUCAACUGGCACUCAAUAUAGAUUUAUAUUCUGCUUUGUUCACUUUUCCGUAUUGUGUCCUCUCACAGCACAUUUGAAAUAAAGUUUCAUCAAAAUCUCCAAA